UCGCCCGCGGCUCGCAGCGUAUCGUCACAUCGCAUCUGGACGCUCAGUUGUCGGUACUUCCUCACCAGACUACGUUCGUUACACUGCCAAGGGCACUCACUGUCUGCAACCAUGAUUCAAAUCACGGAGAAGGAUAAGGAGCUCGCGAGAGCAGUCUGGACCGAAGUCGAGAAAGACUACAGAGGCACUGGAAUUCUCCUGUUUACUGAAUUAUUCACAACCUACCCUGACUACGUAAAAUACUUCGAAAGGAUGAAGUCGAGUCCAGAUCAGGACAUAUUCGAGAGCGCUCGCUUCAAGAAACACAUGGUCUCAGCCCUGUUCCCCUCCAUAGCCCUGAUGCUGAAGAACCUGGAUCAUCCUAGUGAACUGAGUAGUCAGCUCCACGAGAUUGCAGUUAAACACAAGAGGAGGGGACUCAGAAGAUCACACUUUGAGGUCUUGCAAGAAGUGAUUAUGACUACUCUAAAGAAGGCGUUUGGAGAGGCAUUCACGGCAGAUACGGAGUCAGCUUGGAACAAAAUAUUAACUGUGGCUUUCGAUGGCAUUUCUACCACAAUUGAGAAAACCGAGUUAUAGUUGAGGAUUCGCGGAUCGCCUGAAUCCACAUAUCUUCAGUUGCUAAUGACAACUAAGACUGAGAUGAUGUACAAAACUCUUGUAAAAUAAUAAUUCAAUCUAUGCCAAGGUUCAAAAUAAAAACCUUUUGUAGUUUGUAUAAAAGUAAACUUGUAGAAUAAAUGACAAUCAUAACAACUACCCAUUCUAGCAUGUAGAGGGACUCUGUAACUUAUUAGUUUAGUUGUAAUAUGUAAAUAAAAUAGUAUGUUUGUAAAGUGUGUUAAUGAGUUUUACAUGUAAUAUAAAUCAUAUACUUAUUACAUUAAAAAUGUACUGCAAUUAUUUGCUACGACCUUAUAUGUGUAGCAUUAUUUACACUAUAUAUUUGAAUUCUAAUAAUUUGUGAUUUAACUUAGGCUUGUACAAUGAUACUUUUCAAACUUGUAUGAACAAGAAAGAAGUUCUGAUAUAGA
Molecule: messenger RNA, 1034 nt
Organism: Homalodisca vitripennis (glassy-winged sharpshooter)
Lineage: Eukaryota; Metazoa; Arthropoda; Insecta; Hemiptera; Cicadellidae
Product: neuroglobin-2-like
Exons: 4
Coding region: 112-579 (155 amino acids)
Biological process (GO): oxygen transport
Cellular component (GO): hemoglobin complex; extracellular region
Molecular function (GO): heme binding; oxygen binding
Source: RefSeq, a predicted model, not a curated record